CCAGGAAACAACGCGCAUGCGCAGUGUGUAGUCAGUGCAGGAGCAGCUGGGCAGUGGACACAGAUAGCAAUAAUACAUGUUAAAUAAGGCACCUGAAGCAAUGCUGGCGAGUACAAUUAUAAACCAUCCGCAACAUGUUGGCCUGCAGAAGCUCUCAGCGCUGUCAGGAGUCACACAUUCCUCCCUGGGCCCCGACAAAAAGUACAAGUUUAUCCAAGAAGAAACGAGCGGGGACUCAGCUCUCGUGUGCUCCUGUUUUCGCAUCUUGGAGAACCUGGAGCUGACCUGCGGGGUCGGUCAGCUGGUUUACGAGACCGUUCAAGCCCACCAGAAGGUCUAUCACACUGGGUCGGGGUGCCUGCUGUUUCUCGCCGGAGCGUGGAGCCGUGCUGCUCUGGAGUGCCUUCAGAGAGGAAUUUCAGUAGCGCACAUCAUCUCGGCCAUGUCUGAAGGGAUGGACGUAUGCUUGGAUGUGUGCAGGAAAUGCAGCGUCUCAACUGACGGUCUCGGUGUGGAGAAAUCAGAGAGCUCCACUGCGAAACAUCAGGGGUCAAGACCUCAACUGUCAAAGAAACCCACUGUGGAGGCUUCACAAGCACCGGUUCACCUGCAGGGGACAAGCAAAGUUGGUGACAAGACUCUAAAUGCCAGUGGGCGAAGGAAAUUAAAGCUCAGCAGACAUUUUUAUGAGGCCAUAUCUGAAAAUGUCUCCACGGUAUCACAACCCCCUCAGCCUAAGCCUCCUGACAUUGCACACAUCGCUAUGGGACUGAGUCACGGUUGUUUCGGUGCGAUGAAUUUAGUUGUCGAAGCCAGCAGAAUACAAUCUGAAAAUAAUCUGCAAGGUGUCAGCUGUUCUACGUUCGAUGUGACUAAAGUGGUGACUUGUGUGCUUCCUGGUUUACCAGAGGAACAUGCGUGUGUUUUACAGGGCUGCAUUGUUCCAGUGUCUCAUGAACAGGCUUCAGUUGCACUUCACUUAAAAGAUCAGCACUUGAAGGUUGCUCUUAUUAAUGGAGAUUUAUCAGAUACCUAUCGCCAUCUUGGCUUCAAAAGGCUAAAGGGUGUACAGUGUGUGAGUGACCGGUCGCACCUUUCAAGUUCAAGCAAAGAGGAAGAGUGGAUGGAAAAUAUUUUGACUCUUCUGUUGAACCUAGAAGUGAACCUGAUAGUUGUCAGUGGCCUCGCAAGUGAGAAAGUGAUUCAGCGCUGUUGUACACAUCACAUACUUGCGGUGGAAAAAGCAAAGGCUUCCGCUCUGACGGCUCUGGCUAAUGCAACCGGAGCGGUUCCGGUGACUUAUGCCACACAGUUGAGUAAGCACUGUGUCGGCACUGGUGUGAAGGUUGCGGUAUGGAGGGAGCUCAGCCGCCAUGAGAGGAAACCCUCAACAACUGUGAAUAUUUCCACCGUUGAGAGCAGCGAGUUGGUCACUGUGAUUCUCACGAGCUGUGUGGAGGGCAAGCUGCAGGCCCUGGAGGACCAGUUCUGGGCAUGUGCGUAUCGUUUACACCACGCGCGGAAAGACAAAGCCCUCCUGCCUGGUGCUGGAGUGACAGAAAUGCUUUGUGUUCAUCACCUUCAAAAGCAAGCUGAGCAAAAGCAUCACAGAGAGAGGGAUGUGGACUCUGUCCAACAAACCAAAGCAAGGACAGCAGAUAACCCGUACAGAGGAUUAGUGUUGCACCUCAUGGCAGACGGUUUAAUAGAUUACGUAUCCACUGUAAUGGUUAACACGGGGAAGUUCUCAAAAAUCCGAGCAAGGACUGUAAUGAGCCAACAACUGCAGGACUAUACAGAGAGUCAAGGCAUUGCUGCGAAAUUCUCACAGCUUUUUUUGGACGUUGUAAAAGAGGAUGGUGGAGUUUCUUCUCCCGUGAAAUCCAUUGAAGCACCAGCAGCACAGAUUUAUGAUAAUCUGAGUGUGAAGCAGGAAGCAUGGAGGAAAGCCUUAGACCUGGUUCUCCUGGUCCUACAGACGGAUGCAGAGGUCAUCACAGGCAUUGACCAAAAAACUGAUGGUGCACAGGACAAUCUGAUGCUGUUGUGACCUUCAAGCAACACCUGGGAUGUUUAAACUGUACACAGAUUUCCCAAAGUUUAUUCUUU
Messenger RNA from Anoplopoma fimbria (sablefish), 2109 nucleotides. It is a transcript of the gene bbs12, whose product is annotated as Bardet-Biedl syndrome 12. Gene Ontology annotation, molecular function: ATP binding. The record is from RefSeq and is a predicted model, not a curated record. The coding region runs from base 77 to 2050 and encodes 657 amino acids. Gene Ontology annotation, biological process: chaperone-mediated protein complex assembly; photoreceptor cell maintenance. NCBI's taxonomy places the organism in Eukaryota, Metazoa, Chordata, Actinopteri, Perciformes, Anoplopomatidae. The transcript has 2 exons.